Messenger RNA from Diaporthe amygdali, 2082 nucleotides. Its product is annotated as kelch repeat protein. The transcript is spliced from 3 exons. Gene Ontology annotation, molecular function: protein binding. Bases 1 to 2082 code for a protein of 693 amino acids. The record is from RefSeq and is a predicted model, not a curated record. NCBI's taxonomy places the organism in Eukaryota, Fungi, Ascomycota, Sordariomycetes, Diaporthales, Diaporthaceae.
AUGAGAAACCUGUGCUUCUCUGAGGUGGCCAGCGUAUAUCUGAUAGUAGCCUGCUGGCUACAUGCGAAGGUAGCAUGCGCAGCGGCUCUGCGAGGCCGUCAAGGAUCCACAACUCCUUCUUCGACCGACUUUGUUCGCCGAUCGUUCGCUGUGGGAACAGUCCUGGGUGACUUUGUGUACAUUGACGGGGGCGAGGUAUCGCAGGUCAACCAGCCCACAGGCAAUAAUGUCCCGAGCCCAGUAAGCUCAACGCUAUCAAUAAAUCUCCGGGAAGAUUGGACCAACUCCACCGUGCCCAUCCAGGUGAUCCCGAAGUCAGCACCGGUCCUCAACAGCCAAGCCAUAUGGUCUGAUGAAUCAACAAACUCGUUCUGGAUCUGGGGAGGAGCUGCUGCCGAUGGCAGUCAGCCCCCUCCCGAUCAGAUAUGGCAGUUCUCCGCCGACGGCAAUGGAGGAGGCUCCUGGAGUCUGGAACAGCCCUCAAACCCGAGAAUAUUUAACGAACUCGCACGCCCUGUCGGGUGUGCCCCUACGCAAGGUGAUGGCGUGGGCUACUGCAUGGGCGGGUUGCUCACCAGUCAGUCAAACAGCUCUGUUGAAAGCGAUAUCGCCGUGGCUGGCCUUGUGAGCUUUGGAAUGACCUCGUCAGUCUGGACCAACACUUCAAUUCCCCGCACGCUGGUGAACGCGAGGGCUGAAUUUACACCUUUCGGCCCCAAUGGGCUCAUCCUACUUCUUGGUGGUACAUCGGGGGAUCCGGCCUCCAGCCUUCUUGACUUCAACAACAUCACAUUCUAUGACCCAAUCACCAAACAAUUCUUUUCACAGCAGGCAACCGGAACCAUUCCCACGGGCCGCCAACGCUUCUGCUCGGUUGGAGUUGCUGGACCCAACAAGACCUAUGAGGUCUUCAUAUAUGGUGGCCUCGGCGCCGAUAACACCGUCUCUGACGAGAUAUUCGUGCUGUCCCUCCCGGGCUUCGUCUUCACCAAGGCAGACACUCCCGGAGCAACCACCGCUCGUGCCGACCACGACUGUGUCGCAGUAGGCGCUGGCAAGAGACAGAUGAUCUCGAUUGGCGGCGCUGACGCUUCUAAAGGCUUCCCAGCCGAGUUCGCCGACCCGGACCCGUGGGCUCGGGGUCUCGGGGUCUUCGAUAUGACUGAUUUGCGCUGGACUGAUAGAUACGCGCAUGAUGCCGCGGCUUACGACACUCCUGAGGUCGUGAAGCAGUUCUAUCGAGAUGGAGGUUUGGGAAAGGUUCAGUGGACCAGUGGCGAGGUGGAGGGCUUCUUCAAUAACGGCACAAACAACAACAAUUCCGGGAGCAGCACCAGCGGUGGCGGCGGCGAUAACAACAACAGCAACAAUAAUAGUAACAACAACAACAACAACAACAACAACGCAAACAAUGCCAGCAACAGUGGGGUAUCAUCAGGUCUUUCGAGGCAGGCCAUCUUAGGGAUCUCAAUCGGCGGAAGCGCGGCCCUGCCCAUUCUCAUAGCCGGGCUAUAUUUCUUCUGCUGCCGACAGCGGCCAACCGCUUCCAGGUCGAGAUCCACCACGAAGAGGACGAAGAGCCGCCGCCAACCCAGACGGCGCAGCUCGGACGCCAGCAAGGACGACCACGACCACAUCGAAGACGGCUUGGAUGCUAGCCAACAGGCGGCACGCCGCUCCGUGGAGAGCGCCAGGAAAGAACUUCUGGCCCCGCCGUCCCUCCCCUUGGAGCGGUACAGCGUGCACAUCAAAGGCAACGCGACGCCAAUCACCAUCGAGAACAAUCCAGUGAUGACAAACUUGCCCGACCUAGAGCAGCAACAACCACAACAAGUACUACCGGUAUCCAAGAGAGUUCGGUUCUCAGCGAUGCUGAAGACACCGCAGCGCAAGCCGGUGCCCGCCCUCCAGCCGCAGCAGGCCCUCAGCGGGAACCCCGUUACCAUCCACUCGGAGCUGGCCGACCGCCGCGGCCGCCCUGCCCUGCAGGCCAUCCGCACGCGCACAGCAGGCCAAGCGGCGCCCGGCCCGAGCGGGCUCGCAAAGGAUAGGAUCCGGGUCUAUCAAGACCGGCCGUCCUAA